This is a messenger RNA of Microbotryum saponariae, 1178 nucleotides long. NCBI's taxonomy places the organism in Eukaryota, Fungi, Basidiomycota, Microbotryomycetes, Microbotryales, Microbotryaceae. The record is from the annotation of a GenBank genome assembly.
AUGUCGGUGACCUCGGGUGCGCCGACUCACCCUACUCAAGUGCAACUAGAAACAACCCUCCGAGUAAGCACCACCAGCCCCUCUCUUUCGGAAUCAGCAUCACCGCACGCUGCUGAGCCCCUGUCGUCCUGUUCGCAGUCAACACUACACGCGCUCUCGUUGAUCCUCUCGUUCUAUUCAUCGGUCCAACAACUCGGAGUCCUCAACCACACCCCACAUGCACCGCGCCAACUGACGAACCAGCUCAAGCUCGAGGCGGCAAAGUACGAUCAGAUUUGUGGACAGCUCGAAGCGAACAUCGUCAGUACAGCCCAGCGUGGAUGAUCCAGCUCGACUCUCCUUCAGAUACUGAAAUCCCGGGUAGCCUUCGUCUGUAGCUCCGAGCGAUCGCGACGUUGGAGAGGGACGCACUCAAAGCCGCCCAAACCGGUCAACUCGUGCUACCCCAUCCACCACAACCGACCGGCGAUGCUCCGCCAGCAGGGGAUUCUGCAUCCGGCUCGAAUACAGGCGAAACACCUGUGAUAGAUCUCACGACAGGGGAUGCAUCGAUCUCGGAGACUGAUACCAACAUGACCGACGUAGGCUUCCUUGACCUCACUGGAGACGCCUCGGCGACCAGUGCCGCCGAAACAGCCUUUGCCCUUCCCGCUGGAACCGAGUCCCAAACUACGACAGCGACAACCAGCGGCGAACAACCCUCCACAGCUCUCUCCCUCCUGGGUCUCUCCGUCCCCGCGAUUGAAAGCUCGACCGUCGAACUGGCCGACUCGCAAGACCUCUCCGCUCUGCUGGGGAGCAUCGUCACCGACGCUUCGUUCCCCUCCACGACCUUCUCGGCCGACGCGACCCUUCUCCCCUUUUCCGGGGCUGACCUGUCCUCUACGAGCGCACCAGCGGAUCUCGAUCUCAAUGCGAUGUUAACAAUGCUUUCCGGCGCGAACGCAGCCCCCGCGUCAGGUGCGGGGGGUGAAACCGACCUCGUUCUUCCGGCGUUCGAUCCGACUACAUUGAAUCUGACGACGACGGCGACGACAACGCAGCCGACGACGGCCACAACGGAGGGACAGGGUGCACAGGGAAUGGAAGUCGAUUUGGACAGUUUGGAUUUCAGCAAUAUGGACCCGGGUAGCUUGGACGAGCUGUUGAAAAGUUUGGGCGCGGGGGAACCGGCGUGA